Agrilus planipennis (emerald ash borer) is the source of this 2439-nucleotide messenger RNA. RefSeq lists its product as uncharacterized. The record is from RefSeq and is a predicted model, not a curated record. The coding region runs from base 1 to 2439 and encodes 812 amino acids. Lineage: Eukaryota; Metazoa; Arthropoda; Insecta; Coleoptera; Buprestidae. The transcript has 2 exons. Gene Ontology annotation, molecular function: protein-folding chaperone binding.
AUGCCAAGACCCUUGAUUAUAAACGUACAGUCCCAAAGAAGACCUUACCAUUCCGGACCAAACGUGGAAUCAUUAGAACACUAUACCAACGAUGAUAUUGAAAUUUAUCACAGAGGGGCUCACGUGAACAGAAGUGAACACAAUAUACCAGACCAUCGUCGUCGUGGAAAAAAAUCCAAAUAUGCGCACCCUGAAAAGGAAACGCAGGAACCACCACGUAGGUAUCGUGAGCAUAAUAGGGCGGAAAAGAGUACCAUUACAAGAUCGAAAUCGUUAGCCGAUCUCAAAAGAAAUCGCCGUCCACAUGGGCAUGAAGAUGAAAGUUCCAGAAUGUACCAAAGAAGACACAGUAACACAGAAGCGCAUCCUAAAAUGUUUGACUUUAGGGAAACAUUUUCAAAGUUCGAAAACUUGACCACCGAAUCCCAGAAUGGUAAUAUUGAAAGGGAAUUUCAAACUGUUAGCUCUCCAAGGACCAGGGGAAGAUCAACAGUAGAUCAAGAAGCCUCUGAUUUAAGAGAAAUUGAUCAAAUAAAAUCAAGAGCUAGACUCUUGGUUCAAGAAGCUCGUCAGUUUGGUCGAAGGGAUAAACAGAACUACUUAGAGUGGCAAGAUGAAGUGAUACAGUUGCUCAAGAAAAUUGGAGAAGUCGAUAAUAGGAACAGCGAAGCAGUCCAGAAAGAAAAGCAAAAGACAUUAAGAAUUUUUAAACAAAGCUACCCAUCACCAGAUGUUGCAAGGGUUGAAAAAGUGAAAACCACCACUGUACAGAAUGGUUUAUCCGAGAGCAAAGUAAAUGUUUACAGCGAAGUUGAUCCCCCAAUUGUAAAAGUUUCCCAGUUGAGGAAUAUGUACGAAUCCAAGCAUUGGGACGAAGAUCCCAAACCAGUUCCAACCUACAGAGAAACGAAAUAUUAUUCUGAACUUCAUAAUUCCAGCAAGCAGUCACACGAACUAGUUAAACAACAAAAUUUUGAUGACAGUGAGUACACUUCUUCGUCAAGAUAUUCCUAUUCAUCUUCUUCCGGUUCUGAUGAAGAUAAGCCAUUAUACGAGACACACGAAGGUGAAAUUCAUGAAGUAGAACCUCCUCGAGAAAGAAACGUAGAAGAAUCCCACAUAGCUAAAGUGCGAGAUUUAAGGAGUGUUUUUGAAAGAGAUAAUUAUCAACCAGAUGAAGAACUACUCCCUACUAACACUAGCAGUAAACUGCCUGUUCAAAUCGCUAGAAUGCCUGUAGAAUCAGCUCAAAAAAUUGAAGAAAGAGAAAAACCAUCUGACGAAGAAAUACCUUCUACUAAACUGCCUACUCAUAUUGUCACAAGGCCUUCAAAAUGGUUUAAAAAAACUGAAGAAGACGAAGAAGAAGAAGUACCACAAGAAGAAUCUUCAGGAGUAUAUAGAGUAGACGAUGAUGGAUUCAUUGUAGAACCUAAUGAUGGCACACCAAGAAGAGUAAGAGACACGUUAAAGGACGAACAGAUUGUCCAUUCCGUCACAGUUAAAGAACUCAAAAAUGUUUUUGAGGGAAAUGGACCUUCUCAAAAUCCAGAAGUCCAAACCGCAACCAUGCAAAUUGCACAUGAACAAAAAUAUAUUCCUUAUGAAGAAUAUGACAAUAAUAUGCAGCAAACAGUAGUAAUCACCGAUUUAAAUAAUGAAGAAAACGAUGAAGAAAAUCCUGUUGAUACAUCGCAUAUAGCUAAAGUGAAAGAACUGAAAGAUGCGAUUGAAAAGAACGAAGAUAAUUCUCAAAAUACUACUAAAAUCAAUCAGGUACGAUACCAAGUAGUUUAUAGAGUUAAGCACCAACCAUUGGUAGAAAAUGAAGAGUCCGAAAGGGUUGUUAUUUCUGAAUUGACAACCACAAACGGUGAAGUUGCAGAGGAAGAUGCCAAUGAAGAUAACGCUCAAAAUACGACCGAAGAAAAUCAGGUAAGAUACCAAGUAGUUUAUGGAAUUAAACAUCAACCAUUGGUAGAAAACGAAGAGUCCGAAAGUGUUGUUAUUUCUGAGUUAACAACCACAAACGAUGAAAUUGCUGUGGAAGAUGCCCAUGAAGAUUCUUCAAGCAAUAAAGAUGAGAUUUUAGAAUAUGGGACUAAGUUAGAAGUCGCAUUAAAACCUGACGAUUCAAAAGAAGAAUCACCAGAGAUUGUGGAGGAUAUAAAACAUAAUGUUGUAGUAAAAGAGACCGAACUUACUGACCAAGAAAAACUGUUGAUUUCGAAGAAAGUUCUCGAUGAAAUUAAUGAAGAUAUCCAUUCAUAUGGAAAAGAAAUAAACAAUUUGGAUGGUGAAGAUGAAAAGAAAAGGAUGUUUCUAAACGAAAUGCUACUACGAAGUGUUAUCCAAUUGGAAAAUCUUGAAACACAGGAAAACGAAGAACUUAUACGAGAAAGAAAGGAAGCUUUGUUAUUUCUUGAGAGCUCUCUCUAG